AUGUGCUUUGUGUCGGGCUCCAUGUUCAUGGGAGACAUCAUUUGCCAAAAGAUUUUGCAUCCUGAGAAAUCAUGGAAUCGAAGACAGUCGGUCAAUCUGGGAAUCACCGGCUUUUUCGUCACCGGUCCGAUGAACCACGGCGUUUUUAUAUUACUGGAGAAGUUGUUUGGUGGAAUUUCACUCAAGGCGAUCGUCGCCAAGAUGCUUGGUAGCUGCGUUCUUGCUGCACCACAGAUGAGCAUCACGUUUGCAUCAGUCGUUGCCUUGAAUGGCGGUUCGUUCGAAGAUAUGAAAAAGAAGAUAAAGCAGGAUAUUCCAGCUACGUGGAUCGCAGGAAACGUGUUCUGGGUGCCAAUCAACUACAUCCAGUAUCGUUUUACUCCACUUUAUUAUCGAGCGACUUUAGGCGGUAUAUGUGGAGCAUUCUGGAACAUUUAUUUAGCAAAGCAAUCCGCUAAACCUGUUAACGAUAAUAAAUUACAGUAG
Molecule: messenger RNA, 486 nt
Organism: Blastocystis hominis
Lineage: Eukaryota; Bigyra; Opalinata; Blastocystidae
Exons: 4
Coding region: 1-486 (161 amino acids)
Cellular component (GO): cytoplasm; membrane
Source: RefSeq, a predicted model, not a curated record